Messenger RNA from Rasamsonia emersonii CBS 393.64, 3537 nucleotides. RefSeq names its product SH3 domain protein. Gene Ontology annotation, molecular function: protein binding. The coding region runs from base 1 to 3537 and encodes 1178 amino acids. The transcript has 3 exons. The record is from RefSeq and is a predicted model, not a curated record. NCBI's taxonomy places the organism in Eukaryota, Fungi, Ascomycota, Eurotiomycetes, Eurotiales, Trichocomaceae.
AUGUCCGGCCCGCCGUUCACGGUCAAGGCUCUUUUUGAAUACACUUCCGACCACGAGGAUGACCUCAAUUUCUCCAUCGGCCAGAUCAUAACUGUCACCGCGGAGGAGGAUGCGGAGUGGUAUUUCGGAGAGUAUACGGAUGAGUCGGGCGUCAAAAGAGACGGCAUUUUUCCCAAGAACUUUGUCGAGCGAUAUGAACCGCCCGCUCCUCCAAGGCCUACGCGCCCUAGUAGCCGCAGGAAGGAACCUGAGGUAGCUCCUCCUCCUCCUCCGGAACCUGUCGCGGAGACACCGGCGCCAGAAGACGAUCACGAGGCUGCUCCGGAGGUGCAAGCAGAACCUGCGGCGAGCGAAGAGGCCCCUUCGAACCAGAACGCGGCUUCUCCUGCUGCAGAGCCGGCUGCUCCCGAGCCAUCCUCACCACCGAAACAGACGGAGGCCCCGGCACCGGCACCGGCACCUGCGCCUGCGCCUGCUCCUGCUCCGGCGCCUGCACCGGCGGCCAAAAGCUCUCCUCCCGCAGUUGCCGGCAAGCCCAGCUCGAGCUCCUUCAAGGACCGGAUUGCUGCGUUCAACAAGGCUGCUGCGCCCCCAAUUGCGCCUCCCAAACCUGGCGGGCUGGGAGGCCCGUCAAAUGCCAACACCUUCAUCAAGAAGCCCUUCGUUGCGCCUCCGCCUAGUAAGAAUGCCUACGUGCCUCCGCCCAGAGAGCCUCCUCCCCGAAUUUAUCGCCGGGAGGAAGAUCCAGAGGUCACCAAUCGCGAGCCGCCCGUAUCCGAAAGCACGCCGGCUCCGUCUUCUGAGCAAGCAGACAACGAUGAUCAGCCCAAGCCCACCAGUCUGAAGGAGAGGAUUGCCCUGCUCCAGAAGCAGCAGUUGGAGCAGGCGGCGCGCAUGGCGGAGGCUGCUCAGAAGAAGGAGAAGCCAAAGAAGCCGCCAAAGAAACGGACAGAGUCGUCACAAGAGACUGCUGCUGCACCCGCCGCAGAAGGGGCCGAUCCGGCGGGGACAACGGAGACUGCUCGUCGCUCGCUAGAAGCGACGGAGGAAGACGAAUCGAGGCGUUCCCAGCUCGCAAGUCCUCCGCAGCCGUCCAGGGAACUUGUGAGUGAUACCAACGAUGCUGACUACUCAGGCGCUGGAGAUACGGAGGACGCCGAGGAAACUUCGACGGGUAAGGAGGAUCUGGAGGAGCGGCCCCCUCGGAGCUCGCAUUCGAAGAAGUCUGAAGCCCAAGGCGAGGAUGAACAGGAGGAAGAGGGCGAAGAGGAAGAAGAGGAAGAGGAAGAGGAGAUGGACCCUGAAAUUAAGCGGAGAAUGGAACUCCGUGAACGGAUGGCCAAGAUGAGUGGUGGUAUGGGCAUGAUGGGGAUGUUCGGUCCGCCUGGAGGGAUGCCGGGGAUGUUUGGACAGGGCGCUGCAACCAAGAAGCCCAAGAGCACUCAGGAAUCUCGAAGGAAGUCUUCUGAUGAACCCGAGAGGACUGCAGCUCCGGCACAUGCGCCCCCAGUGCCAGUGAUGGCCUUGCCGGGGAUGAACGUCCCAAAGCCUCCUGAACCGGCCUCUCCCCCCAAGGAGGUUGAGAAGGAAGGCGAGGGAGCUGAACCUACUCCGGUGACUCAGCUUCACUCUCCGAACGAGGUUCCGGAUGUUGAGGACGUGGCUGGUGAUGAACCUGCACCACGAUCUUCCACCGAGAGAGCUCCACCACCUCCACCGCCGCACGAACGCUCUGUUCCACCUCCGCCACCCCCAGAGAGUCGGCCCGCUCCGCCUCCAGUGCCUACAACACAGUCUGCGCCAGCUCCGCCAGCACCAGAAUCUCGUCCUGCUCCACCUCCACCUCCUCCAAAGACAUCCGGUUCCCUGAGCCCGGGCGAGGACUCGGACGAUGAGCUCUCCACUCAUACCAGGAAUAUGUCUUUGAACAAUACAAUGUCAGGGGGCAUCGCCGUUCCGCAAUCGCCUGAGCGUCCAGAUGUUCCGCCACCCCCUCGCCGUUCUUCUACCUACGAUACUGUUUCUCCGAAGUCCCCCACUCUCUCAGAAAAGAGAUUCAGUCGCGGCCCUCCCCCGAUCCCCGGGAAUCCACCGCAGCCAUCAUCACCACCACAGGCUCGACCACCCCCUCCGCCCCCUCCGGACUCAUCGAGUCGGCAAGGAACUUCUGAUAGCAAAGCCAGCGGUGCGGACGACGCGGAAGGUGAAGUUACUGAAUAUGACGGGGACUACGACACCGAUAUCGCGCCGGGAGCCAAGUAUAAAGAUGCACUGAAAGCUCACGAGCGCGAUUCUAGUCUUGACGAAGGCACUAUGACAGACGACGUGUCGCUGCAGUCUCCGCGAGGUCCUCCACCUGUUCCGCCAACCGCCCCGAGAGCGGUACCUCCACCUCCGCCAAGCCAGCCUCCCAGGAGUAACCGGAUGUCGAUGGAUGCUCCGAGAUCUGCACCUCCUCCUGUACCGCCACCUAAAGAGCAGUCUUUUGACGAUGAUGACGAGUAUGAUCCUUAUCGUUAUACUGCUCCUCGCCACGGCCUGCCCCCGCCGCCUCCACCACCAGCUCAAGCUCAGCCUGCUGAAGACAAGGAUGACGAGCCAUACGAUGCCUCCCCUGUGCAGGCUCAAUCCCAAGCGCCGCCUCGUCCGCCUUCCAGCGAUGUCCCAUCCGCACAUCGGCCGCGGGGUUCCGUAGACAUUUCUCGAAGUCAGGUCGGAUCUCGCCGGUCGAUGGAUAUGCCCCGUCCGUCUGCCGAUUUAGGGUUUAUCGCAAUGGAUGUUGAUCUUGGAGAAAACACCUUGUGGUGGACCCAGCCUAACACUCCUCCGCCUGUGUUCCAGAAUCGGAAAGACGUGCUGUACGAGAUCGAAGAGUCGACGUCGACGAGACGCGGUGGGAAGACCAUAGUGUCCAGAGAUGUGUAUGUACUCUUUGCGGACUACUCACAGACCGUCGUCACCGCUCGGUUCGACUCGAAGAACCCGAGCGACGUAUCGCUGGAGCAGCGGCACGAGCCUCCUCCGAACAAGCCGCGCCAGGACCAACUGGAGAAUGCGCACGCGCAAUUUGGAACCCAGAUCGCGGCUGCGGUCAACGGUAUCCAGAACACUACGGUUGCGGACGGGACUCCAUUCGGUCUUGUCCAGCACCUCCUGGAGCCGCUGACGGACGCGCUGGCCCCGGUGGGGACGCGUGCUUACGGCGCUCUGGUGUACGCCAAUCUUGCGAACGCGUCGGUGCUGCAGAAUGACGAGAUCCGGCCGGGAGAUAUAGUCAGCUUCCGCAAUGCGCGCUUCCAAGGGCACCGCGGAGGGCUGCACCAGAAAUACAACGCGGAGGUCGGCAAGCCGGACCACGUGGGCAUCGUGGCGGACUGGGACGGGACGAAGAAGAAGAUCCACGCGUGGGAACAGGGGCGCGAGAGCAAGAAGGUGAAGAUGGAGAGCUUCAAGCUGGGCGAUCUCAAGAGCGGCGAAUGCAAGGUGUGGCGCGUGAUGCCACGCAGCUGGGUUGGCUGGGAUAAUGGCAAGGAGUAA